This is a messenger RNA of Xiphophorus couchianus (Monterrey platyfish), 5431 nucleotides long. It is a transcript of the gene mms19, whose product is annotated as MMS19 homolog, cytosolic iron-sulfur assembly component. The coding region runs from base 22 to 3132 and encodes 1036 amino acids. Gene Ontology annotation, cellular component: cytosolic [4Fe-4S] assembly targeting complex; MMXD complex. The record is from RefSeq and is a predicted model, not a curated record. NCBI's taxonomy places the organism in Eukaryota, Metazoa, Chordata, Actinopteri, Cyprinodontiformes, Poeciliidae. The transcript has 31 exons.
AUCGACCUGAACUUCUCGCGCAUGCGCAAUCCCCAACGGAGUGACAGAGGCACGAUGGCUGCAGAAAGUCCUUUGCUGCUGUCUCUGGUGGAGGAAUUUGUCUCAGGACUUCAGGACAGCAAGGCGAAGGAUACUGCGACAGCUGUCAAAGAUGGACAGUUUACCGUCCUGCAGCUGGUGGAGGCACUCGGGCCGAGCCUUACCAGCUCCCAGCCUCACACUCGGGCCCGAGGGGUCCAGCUGCUCUCUGAGGUCCUGCAGGACAACUGCGGGGCUCUAACAGAGAGAGAAGUCGAACUGCUCCUGGCCUUCUACGAAAACCGCCUGAAGGACCACUACGUCAUCACGCCGCCGGUGUUGCGAGGGCUGCUGGCGCUGACUAAAUCCAGGAAGCUGCCUCCUGGUUCAGCUGUGUCGAUGCUGAGGUCUGUGUUUCAGGAUGUUCACGUACAGUCUCUGAUGCUUGCAGAGAGAGCGUGUGUCUACAACAUGCUCAUCAACCUCAUGGAAAGCAGGGAAGACGAACUGAAGGGUUUGGGCGCAGAUUUUGUUUUUGGUUUCGUCCAAUCAAUGGACGGCGAGAGGGAUCCCCGCAACCUACUACUGGCCUUCCAGAUCGCCAGAAACAUCCUUCUGCGGGGAUACAACAUGGGCAAAUUCACCGAGGAGCUGUUUGAAGUGACGUCCUGCUACUUCCCCAUAGAUUUCUCCCCGCCACCCAACGACCCCCAUGGCAUCACCAAAGAGGAAUUGACCCAGGCGCUGAGGGCCGUCCUCACCGGGACCCCCAAGUUUGCAAAGUUCCUGCUGCCGCUCAUCAUCGAGAAGCUGGACUCAGACGUCCAGAGCGCCAAGCUGGACUCGCUGCAGACCCUAGCUGCCAGUGUGGGACAGUAUGAGCACAGAGACUUGGCUGAGUUCCUGGAGGGACUGUGGAGCUCGCUGCGCAGAGAGGUGUUUCAGACAUCCAGCGAGAAAAUCGAGGCGGCAGGCCUCGCCGCCGUCGCCGCACUCACUUCCUGUCUCUCUCGCUCUGUUCUCAACUCUGACUCUGAAGACUCCCUCAGCUCCUUCCUGGGUCUGGUGCUCAGAGACUGUAAGCACCACCUGUUUGAGCCCGACUUGAAGCUGGUGUGGCCCAGCGCUAAGCUACUGCAGGCCGCCUGCAACGCCUCCUACAGGGCGGCCCACAGCAUUACAAGUGCUGUCGUGCCCCCUCUAGUGGAGCAGUAUAACAGCAGAACGCAGUGUUCCCACAGGCGGACGCUGCUGGAGGUGGCACAACGAUUCAUCCAGUCAACUGCUUCAUGUCAGUCUGUAGAUCACGAUGAGAGCUUGUUUUCUGCGUAUAAGGACUCCCUGUGCAGCUUGGUGUUCUCAGCUCUGUCUGAAAGUAACUCCAGUCUGCAGAUCACGGCCGCCUCGGUGCUCACCUCUCUGGCCCAACAACCAGGUCUGCUGCUGGACUCUGACAUCGAGCUCGCCGUGGACCACCUGACCAGGCUGCUGCUGACGGAUGAGGAUGAGAGAGUCAGUGUGGCUGUGGUGGAGUGCGCCGGAGCCUUGGCCGAGCGGCACCCUGCUGCCUUCAUCACCAAACUGAUCCCAACGCUGAAGAAGGAGAUGCUUUCUGACCGAAGAGAGUCGUCUGAGCUGCAUUCCCAUCAUGCAGUGCGUCAGCGCUGCCUGUCCGUGCUGGCUGCAGUGUCCGUCCAGGCCAGCGUCGUCAUGGAGGGCGCGCCCAUCCUCCUGGACGUCCUCGGCUCGGCACACGCUGAUCCUGAUCGUUUCUCCGUGGACGAGGUGGUGCGCGCCUGCCUGAGCUUGCAGAGGAUAGCAGAGCGGGUUCAGGACGGCGAGGACACGAGCCGAUGCUUUCAUGACGUCAUCGUCCCACGCCUGCUUUCUCUGGCGCUCCAAGCUGCGCUGCAAAACGACGGGUCAUCUGGGCGUCGUAGUCCGCUGGUAGAGGAGGAGGUCCUGUCUGCCAUGGUUCCUGUUAUCAGCACCACCUUCUCUCGCCUGCAAACGUUUGCAGAACAGACGGCCUCCAGGGCCGUGUCUCUCUUUCUGGACGGAGACGUCUCGUUUCUGCCCGACAACUCCUUCCCACCGCGCGUUCAGCUGCUCCAGCAGCAGCAGGAGGAGUCAUCAUGGCGUCAGACCCAGUUGGUGUGUCUACUCAUGGCCUGUGUGUGUUCGUUACCUCGCAGCGUGGCGCUAUCCCAGGAGGAGCGGCUGCUCUCGGAGCUGGAGGAGCUGAGCUGCAGCUGCAGACACCCGUUCUCCUACACGUCGGCUGCCAAGUGCUUUGCCGGCCUGGUCAACAAGAAGCCUCAAGGGCCUUCUCUUGACAGUUUAAUUCAGGGAGUGAUAAAGAGAGUGAGCAGUGAGUUGGACCGACCCUCCUCCCCUCUGCGCACUCAGGCCUUCACACUUCUGAUCUGGGUUGCCAAGGCUCUGCUGCUACGAUACCACCCUUUAUUUUCAGUGCUAACCGACAAGCUCUUCACUCUGCUCGACGACGCCCUCCUCGGCCCAAUGGCUGCUGACAGCUUCUCGCUACUGAUGAGCGACUCUGCCGACGUGCUGAACCGCGGUUGCCACGCCGACGUCCGCAUCAUGUAUCGGCAGCGCUUCUUCAGCGAGAAUUCUGCCAAGCUGGUGCAGGGCUUCAACGCUGCGCCACAAGAGAAGAAAGCCAACUACCUGAAGGCUCUGUCCAACAUCGUCAACAAGUUGCCGAAGCAGGUCCAGGUGUCUGAGCUGCCCGCUCUCCUGUCUCUGCUGCUGGAGGCCUUGACCUGUCCCGACGAGGGCGUCCAGCUGUCCACUCUGUCCUGCCUGCAGCCCGUCCUCAUAAACCCCCCGCAGGUCCUGGUCCUGCAGCUGGAGGCCCUGGUCAGCCGGCUGCUGGCCCUUAUUGGCAGUCCAGCCAUGAAAAUCCGCAUGGCCUCCAUACGAUGCGUUCUCACUCUCUCCCGUUUCCCGGCUCACGAGGUGUUGCCAUUCCGGUCGCGCGUUCUGCGAGCGUUGGCUCCGCCCCUGGAUAACAGGAAGCGGCUGGUGAGGAGAGAGGCGGUCCAGGCCAGAGCGGAGUGGUUCCUGUUAGGAAGCCCUGGUGGAAGGUGAUCUCUGUUUGUCCAUACAAACCUCCAGGACCAAGUAGCAGAGCAGAGAACUGCCUCCCUUCUCCUCCUCCAUUCAGGAAAGUGUUUGCUUCAGUGGUCUGAUUGCACACGCACACGCACACACACACACACACACACACCCCUACACACACACACACAGCUUGGUGAAGCAUUUCAUGGAUCCAUGAUUGUGUCUGAGGGCAGGUCAGCCCUGACUGGAGGCUUCACCAGGAGCCAUGCAGCGGGUCACAGACGCUGCCGUCUGAAUUUUAUAAAUCACAACUUAUGCAGAGAACCAAGCCACACAGUAUCUGUUGUUUUUGUUUGUUUGUUGUUUUUUUUUCUAUUUUGGAUGAAAUGUCAUGAAGCUGAAGACAUUUUAGUCAGUGCUUCACUGUUGAACAUGGCUGGUUGUUCAUACAAACCUUUUUAUUACUAUUGUUAUUAUUUUAUUAACUAAGAAGCAGUAAAGCAGUUUGGGUUGCAGUGAUCCAUAGAUUCCUUCUUUUCUGUAUUUUCAGCUCAUGUCGGCUGAUAAGCUUCAGAGUUGAACUUUUAUUUAAGCCCUGUGCAGCUUUCACCUCUCACCUCUCACACUGACAGCCUGCGCCGUUGCUCUGAAUGUUUAGGACGUUUGAACGGAUUCCGUAUGAAUCCUCCGACACACAAAUGGAGAUUGUUGUACUUCUCAAAGGUUUUGUGUGGACUCACACGGGGAGUGUUAUUCGUUUGCCUUGUUUUCUGUCGAUAUUUAAACGUGGUUGUUGUGUGAAGGUUGCCGUCGAGUCGGUGAGAAUGUUUGGACCUCAAAAAGCUCUGCCAAGGAAAUACGGUGCCUCGCAAAAGUAUUCACACCCCUUGGACUUUUCUCCUUAGCCAAACUUUAAUGAUGUUUAUUUUUCUGUUAGAGCAACAAAAAAUUAGUGCAUUAUUUUGAAAUGAACAGUUUUCAACUUUAAAAUAAAUAAAUAAAUAAAAGUCAGAGGCCAUCUUUCUCAACAGUCAAGUUAGCGUUAGCUUGCUUUACUGUAUUACCACAGAUUCUCAUUUACAUGGCUGGUUCUAGGUGGGGGGCUAUGGAGGGUCAGUGCCCCGGCAGAACUGGAUCUGGACCCUGUACUGAAGAUAUUAUACUGAUUAAUUUACUUAUGGUAAUAUGUGCUGACAUAGAAACUGUAACUAAUUGUUUCCUUUGACCAGUUUUAUUUUUUUCUCUUCACAGUUUUUACUUUAUCAAUACAUUAAAAAUGAAGGUGUUUCAGCCACUGUGAGAUAUCAUCAGGGCUCUGAAACCUGCAGUUCAAGAGCUAAUCAAUCCCGCCGGGUUUUCAUAAAUUUUUUAUUUAUUUUCUAAUCAAAAUGACCUGUUUUUGGUGCUAAUUUACAAAUAUUUGCAAUGAAUUUCCUGAUAUUGUUGCCUAUGUAUGACAGUAAAUCAGACUUUUUGUUUCUUGCCGUAUCACUCAUGGACUAUAGCACGAGUAAGGCUGAUGCAGCUAAAGAUGAUACUUUAGCACGAGUAAAGAUGAUACUGCCAUCUUCUCCUGCAGAUGGCAGUAGAAGAAAUACUGCCAUCUGCAGGUGUGAGUUAGCAAUCACUUAAAGCCAAUGUUUUUGACUGUUUUUGUGAAAAAUUUGCAUUAAACUCACAACUGUGCAUUUGCGCAAAAUAAGGGUCUGAUUUCUGAAUUGCUUUUAUGUUCAUUUCUACGAUUGCCGAAUCACACAAAAAAAACUGGAGCUGCUUAAUAUAUUAAACGGUGAAAUAUUUCAGAGUGUUUUUUGGUUUUCAUGUAUUUGUUCUGGCCCCCGCCCUGGCCCCCUGGUAAAUAUCGUCUAGAGCCGUCACUGCUCUUUGGACUUUGACUGGGCCAUUUUCCGUUUUUUUGUGUAAAACCUGAAGUUACUAAGACUGCCACGUUAGGAACAUUGUUGGAUAUGAAAAAUGUUGACUAUGGAACCAGCUGGACUUUUUCUUGACUACAUAAAGUAUUUCAUUGUUACAGUGGCGUGGCCAUUAGCCCCGCCCACUCAGCGUCUCAGUUAUGUCAUGUGAAGGGUUAGCCUCAAUAACAUGGAUAGGCUUCGAUCUGAACCGCUACAUCAAAUUUCCAUUAUUAAUUAUUUAACUUCCAUAAUUCUACUCAGUAUUGUUGCUCUUCCGCGUUUUUAUUUUAUUAUUUUUUUGACUCCGUCUCUCAAGACGGCGAGACGAAAGGUUGAAAGUUUGUGAAUACUUCUGCGAAGCACUGUAGACAAUGACUAAUGUCUAACUUUGUUUUAAUAAAACUCUUCUUUGU